Salvia miltiorrhiza (redroot sage) is the source of this 1957-nucleotide messenger RNA. Its product is annotated as short integuments 2, mitochondrial-like. The record is from RefSeq and is a predicted model, not a curated record. Gene Ontology annotation, molecular function: GTPase activity; GTP binding. Gene Ontology annotation, cellular component: mitochondrion. NCBI's taxonomy places the organism in Eukaryota, Viridiplantae, Streptophyta, Magnoliopsida, Lamiales, Lamiaceae.
CAACUUUGAUAAGUAAAAUGAAGCCCAAACUAAAAACUCUCUCUUCUCUCUCUCUCAUAUGCAAUCGGUCUCCUCUCUCUCCUCGUAUCUCUCCCUCUCUCAAUCUCACAGAUACGCACACACAUCCCCCACCGGUUCCUCCUCCGGCGAAGGCGCCGUCUUCGACCACCUACGCCACAAGCAUCUCCUCCGUCUCACCUCUCGCUCCCUGUCUACCCCCUUCUAUCACUCAGCGCGCACGGCGAGGCUGCAUAUGCAGCGCCGCCUCCGUCGCUACGCCGCCGCCGCAGUCACCAUCUCCACGCCUUCCAUCAGUAAUUUUCGGCCUUGCUACCUCUCGUUUUGCUACCCGAGGUCGUUGUAGUUGCUGCUCUCGUCGCAGUUGCGCUCCUACUGGCGGUGCUACAGGUGCCGCUGCAACUGCCCCUGCUGUCGAAGAAAAGAAGGUGCGCCCCUGUUGUCGAAGAAAAGAAGAAAAAAAGGUUUAAGGUUUAGAAAAGCCAAGAGUUGGAGGAGAGAGAAGUGGGGAUGGCGAGAAACAUAGUGAAGAAAGCAUCGUUAAUCGGUGAAAUGGGCUUCAUCAAAGGCGGCGGCAUGAUCAACUGGUUCCCCGGCCACAUGGCUAGUGCCACUCGGGCCAUCCGCGACCGCCUCAAACUCUCCGAUUUCGUCAUCGAAGUUCGGGACGCCCGUAUACCAUUGUCAUCUAAGAAUGAUGAACUGCAGCCUUUGCUGGCGGGUAAAAAGCGCGUCAUUGUUCUCAAUAAGAAAGAUUUGGCCAACCCCAACAUCAUGCAUAAAUGGAUUGAGUACUUUGAUUCAGUCAAACAAGAUUGUUUAAUGAUAAAUGCUCACUGCAGAAGUUCUGUUCAAAAGCUUCUAGACCUUGUCGAGUACAAAAUGAAGGAGGCUAUCCGUAAGGAGCCAACCCUCCUUGUCCUGGUGGUUGGUGUUCCCAAUGUUGGAAAGUCUGUGCUAAUCAAUUCCAUCCAUCAAAUAGCAUCAUCUCGGUUUCCUGUGCAGGGGAAAAGAAAGCGAGCUACUGUGGGACCCUUGCCCGGAGUCACUCAAGAUAUUGCUGGAUUCAAGAUUGCGCAUCAGCCUAGCAUAUAUGUUCUUGAUACGCCUGGAGUGUUGGUUCCAAGUAUCCCAGAUAUAGAAACGGGGCUAAAGCUAGCUGCAGCAGGUUCUGUGAAGGACUCUGUAGUUGGUGAGGAGCGGAUAGCUCAAUACUUGCUAGCAGUCUUGAACAGCCGAGGCACUCCUCUUCAUUGGAGGCGAUUUAUGGAUGUAGAAACUGACAGGCAUCUCGACAGUGAGGAUAAACCCGACUACCGCCUUCAAAAUCUCUUGCCAAAGAGGAAGACACCUCCUAGUAUUAAAUCUGAUGUUGUCUACAUUGAGGAUAUUGUUACUCGUGUUCAAGGGGCGCUGUGCAGGACGCUGAUGGAGUUCAAGGGAAGCUUGGAAGACGAGGGCGAGUUUGGAGAUCUUAUAGACUUGCAGUUUGAAGCAUUGCAGAAAGCUCUAAAGAUACCCCAUAAAACCUCAGAGGGUCGAACUAUGGCGUCCAAGAAAUUCCUCACACUCUUUAGAAUGGGCAAGCUUGGCCCCUUCAUCCUUGAUGAUGUCCCUCAUCCGGCUGCGUUUGAUUGUUCGUAGAUAGAAUCUUGGAAACGCGAGUGAGGUCAGGUUUUCACCUCCAAGUUUUGCUUGCUUUGACGAUUUACCAUUUUAGCUAGAAAUCACGUGUAUAAGAUGAUAACAUCACUCUGUGUUUAUCACUGUAAGGGCCUGAUUAGAUAAGGCCAAUAUAGGUAAUACAUCCGGGCUAUUCUAGUUGUUUGGUAGCCAUGAUACGCAUUAAUGAAAGCCCAAGGUAUGGGUUGGGCCCACGUCUAAAACAUUGUUCCUCUUCUCAUCUGUAAAUAAAUCACGUCUACCUCCUUCGAUUGCA